Nematocida parisii ERTm1 is the source of this 574-nucleotide messenger RNA. RefSeq lists its product as uncharacterized. The transcript has a single exon. The record is from RefSeq and is a predicted model, not a curated record. Bases 1 to 507 code for a protein of 168 amino acids. Lineage: Eukaryota; Fungi; Microsporidia.
AUGGAAUAUUUACUGUGUGGUAUACCCAUGGACUGUGAUUACUUAAUCAAGUACAUAAAGUUAUCUGAGGAUGCGUGUGUGCAUGAGAGAGUAUCAGAAGUAAUUUAUUAUUUAAGCAGGUAUACAGUAAUAAUAAGCAAUACAGAACAUAAUGAUAAUAGCCGUAUAAGUAAUAGUAUAUUUAGUAUAAUAUAUCCAGCAGAUAAGAAUAAGUCCAGGAAGUGUUUAUACAGGAGACGGUUUAGUAGUAAUUAUAUAUGUGAUAAUAUAGAGUAUAUUAUGAGUGAGUUAGGGUGUACCAAUAAGGUGGUUAGGAUAUAUGACAGAGUGUGUUAUAAGUAUAAUAAUGCGAGUAUAAUAAUAAUAAAAAAUAAAAAUAAAAAAAUAAUAAUUGCGAAGAGUGACCGACCAGAUGGGGAAGUCAUUUUAGAAGAGAUAAAGGACAAAUUAAAGCUAUGGGUAAAUUUAAUAACACCCCCAGAGGACAUACAUAAAUAUAUACCAUAAUAUAUUAUACUAUGUGUAAUAAAUAAAAUAAGAUAAUAAAAAAUAAAAAUAAAAAGAUAAAAUAAGA